Molecule: messenger RNA, 2007 nt
Organism: Spirodela intermedia
Lineage: Eukaryota; Viridiplantae; Streptophyta; Magnoliopsida; Alismatales; Araceae
Source: the annotation of a GenBank genome assembly
AUGGCCGCGGAGGGGAGGAAGAAGCAUGCGGUGAGGCUCAACAGGUCCUGCAUCCUCAUCAUCGGUGGGUCUCUCUCUCUCUCUCUCUCUCUCUCUCUCCCGCAACAUGGGGCUGAGCAAGGGAUCUUAUUUCGCUGUGGUGGUGGCUGCAGUUGUGGCGAGCGUGGAGAGGUUCGCGUACAAGGGAGUGGCCUCCAACAUGGUGACCUACCUGACGGACGUCGUCCACUUGGGCACGUCGGAGGCGGCCAAGACCGUCAACAACUGGUGCGGCGUCACCUCCAUGCUGCCGCUGCUCGGUGCCUUCCUCGCCGACUCCUACUGGGACCGCCACUCCACCAUUCUCGGCUCCUCCUUCCUCUACGUCACCGUGAGAGCUCCCCCUUCCUUCCUUCCUCCCCUCGCUCCUGCGCAUUACAGCGGUCUCAAGGAAGCUCUGCUAGCCAAUGCAGGGGCUCGCAGCGCUGACGGCGUGGGCUGUGCUCCACUCCCACAUGCCGAGCUCCUCGCUGUUCUUCCCGCUGUACCUCAUAUCCAUUGGGCAGGGCGGGUACAACCCGUCGCUGCAGGCGUUCGGCGCGGACCAGCUGGAGAAGGAGAAGAGCCCGCCGGAGGAGGAGGAGAAGAGCCUCUUCUUCCAGUGGUGGUACUUCGGCAUAUGCAGCGGCAGCCUGCUGGGCAACUCGCUCAUGUCCUACGUGCAGGACACCUACGGGUGGGAGCUCGGAUUCGCGAUCCCCGCGGCGGUGAUGUUGCUCUCCGUGGCGGUCUUCGCCGCCGGCGCGCGGUUCUGCGUGCGCAGAGACGUUGCCGAUGGCAGCAGCCGCCCUAUCGACGACAUCUUCAGGGGCCUGAAACAAGCGCUGACGAAGAAGCUGGCCACCAGAGAGGUCAAGCUGCCGGCCAGAGAGGACGACGACGUUGAGCUCGAGUGGGUGGUCAACCUCGUACUCUGCCGUUGUUUUCUUCGUCUUCACAGCUUCUGACCUCUCUCUCUCUCUGGUUUCGUCAGGAUGCAGAGAAGGCCCCUCAAGGAAUUCGAGAGCGCCAAGCUGCCGGCCGGAGAGUCCGACGCCGCAGACGUCGAGUAAGAUGAUUUUUUCUACCCCUUCUUCCUUCCUACCGUUUGAUCGUAUUCAUUGUAAACUUUUCUAGCUAAAAAUAAACAGGGUGGGCAUCUAUAAACAUGGUGGUGGCAGGGCGGCGCAGAGGAAAGGGCAGAAGGGGGAGCCGGAGCAGGCGGCGAGCUCGCCGACGCCGGAGAAGAAGGCCGGCGCCGGCGAGCAUCCGACGCCGUGGGCGGGGGAGGUGAUCCUGAGGUUGCUGCCGAUAUGGGCGAUGUUGCUCAUGUUCGCCGUCAUCUUCCAGCUGCCGUCGACCUUCUUCACGCGGCAGGGGUCCGCGAUGGAGCGAAACAUCGGCCCCCGCUUCCUCAUCCCGCCGGCGACGUUGCAGAGCUCCAUCACCGUCUCCAUCAUCCUCCUCAUGCCGCUAUACGACAAGCUGAUCAUCCCCUGCUUCAGGUUCCUCACCCGCCGGGAGGAGGGCAUCAACGUGAUGGAGAGGAUCGGCGUGGGCAUGCUCCUCUCGAUCCUGGCCAUGACGGUGGCGGCGCUGGUGGAGGGCCGCCGCAUCCGCGCCGCCGCCGCCAGCGACCGGCUGUGCAUCUUCUGGCUGCUGCCGCAGUACGUCUUGCUCGGAAUAUCCGACGUCUUCACGGUGGUGGGGAUGCAGGAGUUCUUCUACGCCAGCGUGCCGAGCGGCAUGAGGACCAUCGGCAUUGGCCUCUAUCUCAGCGUCUUCGGCGUGGGCAGUUUCCUCAGCUCCGCCCUCAUCUGGGCCAUCGAGGAGGUCACCUCCGCCGGAGGCACAACCCCCGGCUGGUUCUCCGACGACAUCAAGGACGCCCACCUGGACCGCUUCUACUGGUUCCUCUCCCUCCUCAGCACCGCCAGCUUCCUUCUCUUCGUCAUCCUCUGUAAAACUCGCCGUGACACCACCACCUGA